This is a messenger RNA of Chara braunii, 1213 nucleotides long. NCBI's taxonomy places the organism in Eukaryota, Viridiplantae, Streptophyta, Charophyceae, Charales, Characeae. The record is from the annotation of a GenBank genome assembly.
AAUUGUUCUUUGUUGAGACGGUAGCAGAAGCUAGGAGUAGGGUAUGAGUCGAUUUACCUUGUCAUGAGAGAGUGUGAGCGGCAACUAUAUCAAUGUAGGCCUCGAGCUUCGUAUUCACUCCGGUGGGACCGCGGAGGGUCUGACUCCUGGAGAAAUGUGAGUGAGAGGAAUCCCCGAGUUGCUACUCGAGGAGGUGAGAUGAGCCGCCUCUCCUCUCUGCGACGACUUCCGUAUGCUCGAGUUGUCUCGAGGCAGUUAGCAUGUGACAACGAGACUCUACAGAUUCCUUUGAGGGUGAACGUCGAGGAGGAACUGUCGGACAGUGAGUUCAAGGAGCUUGAUGAGAACGUCAUACGGGAGCAGAGCUUAAGAGAACUGAAGGAGUUGACAAUACAGAGUUGGGUGGUAUAUGAAGUGAUCAUUUGCGUUAAAGGGAAAGUGCGCUUGGAAAUAGUUCGAGACGAUACGCCCACAGAAGCUCGGGAGAAGGAUGGGCAGAGGAUAGAAGGAGAGGAAGUUAUACUCUCGUCGCGCAAGCGCGGAACCAGAAAGUUCACAACGAAGAGUACUCUGGAUGAUAUAGACACGGUCGAGCCUCUCAGGCGCGGACUUAGGCAGCCAAUGCAAUGCACGAUACUUGAGUAUUUGGCAGCCUCGAGACCUGCGCGAGAUGAGUUGCAGAUGAUCACGCGCAAGACGCGCAUUCCUCUGAGCGAUGAAGUCCAAAUGGCUUCCAAACAGGAGGUAUUACCCUCUGUAGCGGUAUCGGGUGUGAUCGCUAAAGCGGAACGUGCAGCAACGGUGUUCCUACUACCCUUUGUAGCGGUAUCGGGUGUGAUUGCUAAAGCGGAACGUGCAGCAACGGUGUUCCUAGAUGGAAUGGAAGGUGUGCCUCCUUACAAGUUUUAUAUUCUGGGCAGUGGGACAGUACAGACUACACUCAACGACGAGGUAGUCCUUCAUGCCGUAAUUGAUAAUGGGAGUGAGGCUGUCAUCAUAGAUGAGGAGCUUGUUGUGCGAUUGGGACUGGACCUCGACAGGUCAUACCAGUUCGAGAUAGAAACAGUUGAUGGAAGAAAGCAGAAAGUCUCUGGGUUUGUCACAAGGCGGCUAUGGAGGUUGAAGGAUUGCAAGUGUUGAUGCCUGUUUUCGCAGUUCGGGACUGCAGCGCGGAGUUACUAUUGGAGCGGACAUGACUAAGCCAUGUUCACGC